AUGAAGUUAAAGAAAUAAUCAUCUCAAAAGGAGACAUCCAAAAAGGAAUAAAAAAAGAUGAGAAGAGGAUUCAAAGCCUGUAAGUCCUGCGGAUUCGAACUUCAUAUCCACUAAAAAAUUUGUAAGAAUUGCAAUCAUGAAAAUACAUUCGUCAAUAAAGUCUCCUUCCCACAAUCCAAAAAUAACACCAUUGAUUUUUUUAAGAAGAUAACUGAAAACUAAACCAAAGUAGCAAAUGUAGAAAAGAAAAUUAAAAAGGUUCCUCAAAAAUUAAUGACACGCAUUCAUGUUUUUAAGAAAUCUUUCCUCUACAACAAUGAAAGCAAUUUGGAUGAAAAUUUAAUCAAAUCCAUAUGCAAUAAUACCACCAAAUAAGAAAGCAUCGAUCUAAUAUAAAGAAAUGAAUUUAAAUUAGACAAAAAAGAAAUUUUGGUAGACUCCCUUCCUGUUGAAAGCGGUCAAUUUCACAAGUUAGAGAAGGGCUACCUACUUUAUUUUGGUUGUUCCCUAUUGAACAUAGCAAUAAACAAAGGUGUCAUUUUAGCGAGUAUCCAAAUGAAUUAAUAUGAUAACCAAUAGUUUAGCUAAUUGCAUUUAUAUGGCAAGACAUAUGAAGGUGAUGGAGUAUUGGGAAUCAUACAACAAUAAAAAAUUAGAUACAUGCAUCAUAAUGAAGGUGCCAUUACUCAAAUCAAAUUCUAUCCUUAAUCAACAACCACAAUCGGCACCAUCAAUGCAAAGGGCAGCUUCACAAUGCUAUCCUUAAUCAACACAAUAUCUGAUAAAUUGAAAAUACUAUGCAAGGUAGAUGUUCCUAAUCAAAUUCUAAAUUGCUUCGAUUGGUGUCCUUGCAAAGAAUAGAAGAUAUCUGUUGGAGAUUAAUAAGGGAACAUCUACAUCAUAGAAAUUAAAGGGGAGGACUUUGUAAUUGUCAAUUUCCUUGAAUCAUAUCACAUGGGAAUCAUCAAGGAUCUAUAGUUUUAUAUUCAUAAUGAUAACAACUCUCCUUUAUUGCUAAGUGGUGGCUAUGAUGGCAACCUUAAGAUAAUAAACCCUUCCAAUUCUUAGGAAAUAUUUAACAGACACAUUACUUCAAAGGGAAUAUCGUAAGUGAAAUGGGAUAGAGGUGGUAAGUUCAUUUUAUGCAUCAAUGAUGAUCCAAACCAAAAGGCUUUAAUGUUUUGCUUCUUUUCUAUUAUAAAAAAGGAUUCAAUUCAAGUUUUGCAAAACAUUGAAAAACGACUCAUCCAACCAUUAACUGGGGAUGAUGAGACUCAAAGCUGUGCAUAUAAUCCAUUCCACCAUAAAAUCUACUUUGCCUCAUAGAAUGGAACCAUUUAUGGAGCUGAUAUUGAGCAAAUUAGAAAAUAGGCUAUUAAAAAGGAGAAGAAACAAACUUAUUAAUCAGCUGUAGUUCACUUUGGUUAAGUUCUUUUAGAAAACAAUACAAUUUCAUACAUUACUUCGAAAUCUUCAGGAAACUAUAAGAAAUCUAUUCAAUACUACGAUUGGAGUUAAGGGUAUCAUUUUAUAGAUGUAGACGAAUCAGGAAAUUUAAUUUUGGGAAACAUUCUAGGAGUUUUAAUUAUGUUAUGAUGCUAUAUUCAUUGAAUAUCUUAUAAAUGAUUAUAUGCUA
Molecule: messenger RNA, 1636 nt
Organism: Paramecium tetraurelia
Lineage: Eukaryota; Ciliophora; Oligohymenophorea; Peniculida; Parameciidae
Exons: 5
Molecular function (GO): protein binding
Source: RefSeq, a predicted model, not a curated record